Messenger RNA from Bombina bombina (fire-bellied toad), 643 nucleotides. RefSeq names its product ribonuclease H2 subunit C (gene RNASEH2C). Gene Ontology annotation, biological process: RNA catabolic process. The transcript has 5 exons. Bases 163 to 576 code for a protein of 137 amino acids. Gene Ontology annotation, cellular component: ribonuclease H2 complex. Lineage: Eukaryota; Metazoa; Chordata; Amphibia; Anura; Bombinatoridae. The record is from RefSeq and is a predicted model, not a curated record.
GCACUGUUGAUGACAUCACCGUUACCGCAACGCUUUGUACUAAAUAACUGACACGAACUACAUCUCCCGUCAUUCUACGCGUUGACAGUGACGUCAUUUUCCCUUCUCUUUAGUGUAUUUGGCGGGAGCUGUUGUAGCUCUUUCCUUUCACCUAGCACAGACAUGGCAGAGAGCUGUGCUCCUUCGUGUAUUCACAUUAAUCUGCAGACUCUGCCUUCGGCUGCUCAGGAGCCCAUGCACCUUUUACCCUGCGAGAUCCAGAGAGAGGGACCUGCUAACAUAGACAAAUAUUUCAGCCCUGCCAUUCUGGACGGGAAGGUGGGUAAAGAGGUUUCCUUCCGUGGGCGCUCGCUACGGGGACAAGAGGUAACUGUGCCAUCCGGCUACCUGGGCAUUGUGCUGAGGGAAGAUCAUAAGCCAUGCUCGGAUGAGGAGGAUCGUUCUCUAACCGUCAGAUCCACGUUUAAUUCCUUCACACAAUGGAACCUGGAGACUCCUCCCUCUGCGGAUGAUGCUAUCAUGAUGUCUAUGAUGUGGAGCAAGAUAGCCAGUGCGAUACAUGAGCCUGUGGAGUAGCAGAGAGAUCACGGCGGGGGCAGCUGGGGUUGGGUACUUCAUCAGUAAAUAAAUAGUUUUACUGUAA